Molecule: messenger RNA, 1404 nt
Organism: Hansenula ciferrii
Lineage: Eukaryota; Fungi; Ascomycota; Saccharomycetes; Phaffomycetales; Wickerhamomycetaceae
Gene: PAC2
Product: Pac2p
Exons: 2
Coding region: 1-1404 (467 amino acids)
Molecular function (GO): protein binding
Source: RefSeq, a predicted model, not a curated record
AUGGUGGAAGUUGGUGAUCGAUUGUCGUAUAGUGGUGAACUUUGCACUGUGAGGUUUAUUGGAGAGAUCCCAGCCUGGCCUGGGGAAGUGGCGUUUGGUGUUGAAUGGGAUAGUCUUACUUAUGGUGAUGAAAAGACUGGCUCGUUUGUUAAAAGUUCGAAGAAACAUGAUGGAACAAGAAGUUUUUAUGAAGCAUUGGUGAAUACUUAUGGAACUUCAACAGAAGCUAAAGAAAUUAAGAUUGGUUCUAAAGUUGUGGAACAAUUUGGAUUUGAAAAAUUACAAAGAUUGCAAUCAGAUUUCAGCUAUUUGAAAAACAUUUCAUUGAGUAGGAAAGAGAUAAAUAGAAUUAAUAAAGAAGAGAUUAUCUUGAUUAAAGAACAAUUACCAAAUCUUGAAGAAUUAGAUUUAUCAUUCAAUUUAUUCAAUUCAUUAGAAUCAAUAACGACUAUAAUUAGUCCACUAGGAAUUAGCAAGUUCAAAUUAGUUGGUAAUGAAUUAUCAAAAGUUGGCGAUGCCCAGAUUUGUCAAAAUAUUAAACGUCUAGAUAUUUCACUCACAAAACCCUCACAAGAUGUAUUAUCAGUUAUACCCAAUUAUUUCCCAAAUGUUGAUAAAUUAUUAUUAUCUGAUAAUAAAUUGGACAAGGUGGAUAAUUGGAUAUCAAAACUGCACACAUUAGAAAAACUAGAUCUAUCACUUAAUAAUCUCCAAAACUUACCUUCAAUCAUUUCAAAAACUCCAAUCAAAUCAUUAAACAUUUCAGAUAAUCAAUUAUUCAAAUUUGAUAAUAAUAUCAUUUAUGAAAACAUUCAAAUACUUGAUAUACGGCGUAAUGAUAUUAAUGAUUUUGAUGAACUUGAUACACUUUCCAUCAUUUUCCCCAAUGUAAUUGAUAUUAGAAUAAAUGGGAAUCCAGUAUUUAUUGAUCAAACACCAGAAGAAAUGGAAAUGAAUAUAAUAUCAAGAUUCCCUAAUAUAAAAUCAGUUAAUGGUACUGAAUUUUCCGUUGAAGAAAGAACUAAUGCUGAAUUAUAUUUCAUUUCACAGGCAUCAAGAGAUCCAAAAUUGAUUACUAAUUCAAGAGUUAAACAAUUAGCAGCCAAAUAUGAAAUUAAAUUGGAAACACAUGUCAAUCCUCAUAUUGAUAAUAUACAAAAUCAAUUGAUUCAACUGAGUUUACAAACUGAUGACAAAACAAUCAAAAUGAACACUUUACAAACUAAUGAGAUUUUAAAAUUGAAAGGUCAAAUAAGUCGAUUAUUUAAUCUAUCAUACAUUGAUAUUCAAUUAUCUUAUAAGAUAUCACAAUUUGAAACUUCAAUUAAUAAUGAUUUAUCAUUAAUUUCAUCACAUAAUUUCGAAAAUGGUCAAAUAAUUUACAUAAAAACAUCAAAAUAUUGA